Molecule: messenger RNA, 2301 nt
Organism: Mercenaria mercenaria
Lineage: Eukaryota; Metazoa; Mollusca; Bivalvia; Venerida; Veneridae
Exons: 7
Coding region: 181-2187 (668 amino acids)
Source: RefSeq, a predicted model, not a curated record
ACAUGGCAAUUUAGUUGUGUCCUAUUAGAUGUGGUUUUAUUAUAUGUUCUUUAGCCUGAUAGAAUAUUUCGUAUAACAGACAAGCGAUAAGUACUAUAGCAUAGUAAAACUUUUAAUUUCUAUUUUCGUGAUAAUUUUACAGUUUUUGUUUCAGUUAUUUUACAGUGAUAAAAGUUAAAAAUGUGGACUAACGAAGAUGAAGAUAUGAAUGAAAGUGGAAAUGACGACGGGACAGGUACCGAUGUAAUGAACAACAAUUACAGAGGAAAUAGAAAUCAAGAAAAACAACACUUACACAACAUUAGCUUACCUUGCAUAUUGUACUCCAGAAAAGAUACUGAAGCAGUCGGCGACAAAGACCAACGAACUACAUCAGAGCGAAGAUUUCACAUUGAAAUUAGUGAGGAAAACGAUGGGGACAGCUUUGAUCAAGGAGAUGACAUAGCUGUAGUUUGCCGUCCGCCGCCAGAGCAGGGGUUGGGCUUGAUGACAGAUGAACAUAUUGCUUAUGCCGUCGGAGCUAUACAAUGUUCUGAUGCUCAGAAAAUGGGAUUUAUGGUCAAAGUUAUAAAAAGAAUUCAAGACACGCUUGCUGUAAUGGAUACACGAAUACAAGGGCGAUUUGAUGAAACGGAGAAUCAAAUGGACUAUACCAUGUCUCAGUUAAACCAGAGUGUAAGACAACUCCGUGAGGUUGUUGAAAGAGUUGACGAAACCUGUUCCAAAAUCACAGAAAAUGACAUUGGAGAAUCAAAAGAUGAUGAAACUCAGACGGACAUAGUUCCAGCUGUUCCUUUCAAUAUGACUAGUGAUGAAAACAAGCCAUUUCACCGAAAUUCAACACAAGAAUUCACACUCUCUCAAGAAGAAAUUGAAUAUCCGGAUCUAACAGAUGUAGAAACAAAUCAAGUGUUCGCAGAAACAGAUGACAGAUCUAAAAGCUAUAAUCGCAAGGGAGCACGUGUUUUCUCAAACAGAAAAAUGGGAGGCGAAUUUGUAACAGCAAAGGAGGACAUGAAUGAUAUUACCAGUGAUAAAUUCUUUGAAACGACCACGUUUAUACAACAUACUGGAAACAAAACCGUUCUGCCUUGGAAAAUAGAGCCUACUGAUUGGCUUCUCUGUGUCAACGACGGUGAUAAGCAGAUGGCAGAGGAUUUGCUGAAAGAAAGAAAAUUGCCUGAUCAAGAAUUGCUUGACAAAGCGUGUAUUGUGUUUGGAAGAACUUCACCGAUAGUAUCGGCUAUAUGUUCUUCGAUUUGCUCGUAUAUGAGAGAAAAGUCAUCCGAAAGUAUCAUAGAUAUUUGGCCAGCUUAUGAGUACAGUAAGUUAUGUGCUGAUACAGACAAAAAUAAAAUCAUUUUUGUUGUAAUUAAAGAAAAUCAGAAUGAUUUAGGUCUCGGAGAUGUGUACAUAACAUACGAAAGAGAAGCGUUUAAUUGCAGUUCGGAGAGCUCAGAGAUCAACAAACUUGAGUACGAUACUGACCUAGCUGCGGAAGACUUGGCAGAUCUGACCAACUGUGUCAGUGAAAACUCAGUAUCAUUAAUGGGUGUUCAUAGCAAUUUGACAAUGGUGUCAGCUAGUUGUAAAACAUCUAAAGGUUUCAAUACAAGUGCAAGAACUAUACAAAAUAAACCAACAGUAGUUUUGUAUACUCAUGUAAAGGGUCUUAUACCGCUCAAGGAGGAACCGUUUCCUGAACAAAUAGGACAGUACUUUGUCGAUGUGCGAGAAGCUGUCUUCAAAUUAUUCCUCGGUGGACGACCAAAUGAAUAUCAUGAAAAUUUACGAAUGGGUUGUGCAAUAAGAAACAGCAAAAUCGAUCAACUUAGAAAUUGUUCCGCAGGCACACUCGGUGGAUUUCCAGAACACCCACACUAUGGCUUGUGCUGCAUAACAUGUGCGCAUGUCCUCUGCGAUGACCUUAAUAAUUUUCAGCAUUGUCAAAAUGGGGUCAGACACUGGACAGGAAAUGAUCAGCCUAAAGAAGUAUUCCAACCCUGUUGCUUUGGCUCGCCUCUAUUUGGACAUCUUGUUUGCGCAAUUUACAACCAAGGUGGUUUCGGCAAGGCAGGUGUCGACGUUGCACUUAUAAAGAUUGAUUCUCGUGAUCCAGUUGAUGGGUAUUUUUGCCAGACACAGAAAAAAGUGACCAGACAGGGAUUUCAACAGACAGACCAAUGAAUUACUACACUGGCAAACUCUGUGAUCGAGAAAGGUUGAAGAAAGGUUCAGUGGUUAUCAAAUACGGCUGCUGCACAGCGAUAACACGCGGUGUCUUCCGUUUGCAGUGCGGUG